AUGGCUGUCACAAAGCACGUCUGGUUGGACACCGAUUGCGGCAUCGACGACGCUCUGGCUCUGAUGAUCCUCGGACUCUCCACGACUGUCCAGCUCGUCGGGGUCUCGUGUACUUACGGCAACAACAAGCGCAGCGCCGUGGAGCGCAAUGUUACACGAGUCCUGAACAUCAUAAGGGAGUCGUGCAGACAGCGUGGCGUGAAAUUUACCAUGCCAGUCCUGUGUAGGGGUCCUUUGGACUCGGCAUCCGACUUGGCCUUUCUCAAGACUGGAAAAGGAGAGCGAGGCAAGUCGAAUGAUGAAAACUGGCAUGGGAAUGAUGGUCUCGGUGAUGCCGACUUCAGUAUUCAUAUGAGUUCUGAGGAGAGGAGGAUAAUAGACACCCCCAUUCCGUUUUCUGACGAGGCUCCUUCUGUCCUCAUCAAGAGGGCGUGCGUCACCGCCAAGCAGGCAACGGGGAAGAACCUCUCCGUAGUUGCUAUUGGUCCCUUCACGAGUCUCAUGAGCAUCAUCCAUCUUCAUGCCGAGAUUGACCUCUACAUCAUGGGAGCUGGGUUCUAUCCUGCUUUCAAGGCGUAUUCGCAAAAUAAAUUCACAGCUGGGAAGAUAAAGCAAUACGAAGACAGUGGGAUGACGGGGCUUCUCCAGGGCAACAUGCCUGAAUGCGGUAUGCCUCACGCGGAGCACAACAUUGGGUGCGACCCCGUGGCGGCCCAGGUGAUGUUCAACAGCUUCGAUAACAUUCGCGUCGUUGAUUGGACACUCACUCUUGUGGCCUCCGUCAGCAUAGCGGAGAUGGACGAGCUCAAUUCGAAGUCUCUCGUCGGGCGCUUCCACCGAUCCAUCUCAAAGCACAUGGAGGACAUGACUCGCAAGCACGGAGGCGACUACUUCGCCCUCUGUGACCCACUUGCCGCAAUGGUCUGCUGUAACGAGGCAAUCAUCGAAGAAGAGAUGCGCGGGUCUGUGGAGGUCGUCCUGGAAGACACGCCUCACUUCGGGGAAACCGUCUUUCGCAAGAAUGACAAGGGCAAUACAAGGGCUAUCUUUGCCGUCAGCAGAGACGCAGUCAUGGAGACCCUUCGCUACACCCUAACGAAAUAG
Molecule: messenger RNA, 1104 nt
Organism: Giardia duodenalis
Lineage: Eukaryota; Fornicata; Diplomonadida; Hexamitidae
Product: Uridine nucleosidase
Exons: 1
Coding region: 1-1104 (367 amino acids)
Biological process (GO): purine nucleoside catabolic process
Cellular component (GO): cytosol
Molecular function (GO): purine nucleosidase activity
Source: RefSeq, a predicted model, not a curated record